Messenger RNA from Caenorhabditis angaria, 1278 nucleotides. NCBI's taxonomy places the organism in Eukaryota, Metazoa, Nematoda, Chromadorea, Rhabditida, Rhabditidae. The record is from the annotation of a GenBank genome assembly.
AUGUACAUUCUCCCAUUCAUUUCUGUAUUUUUCAUCACAAUUUUUCCCUCGAAAAUCUUCUCAAAAACCUAUGAAUAUCCAAUUCAAGAAGAAUCAAAAACAAUUCGAACAUCUGACAUAAAUCUUCCAAGUAUUCAAGAAAAAUAUACAUCAAGACGAAUUCAUGGAGUGAAUAAUGUCGAUUUUUCGAGACCUCUGAUUUUGAGUAGUGGAAGUGGAAGAACAAAGGCAAAUCUCAAGAAGAAAUCGAGGAAAUCGAGAAAAAAGAAAGAGGAAAGUGUUUUGAGACGACGAGAAGUUCCACGAAGUAUGAAAGCUGUUGUAAGUAAAUAAUUUGAAUCUAGAAAAUAGCUUUUUUCCUGGAAAAAAAGAGAAAAAAACAACGAGACUCCGCGUUGACGCGACAGGUUCGCGCGUGGUUUGAAUUUUUUUUUUCAAUGGGCGUCCAUAUUUCGACCAAUUUUUAUCAAACAAUAGUAAAACUAAGCAAAAUCUAAGAUCUUUUCAAUUACAGUCAAACUUCGAGCAAAAACUGGCCGAACAAAUCGAAGAAGAUCAAAUGAAAUUCGUCGCCGAUGAAAAAAAUCCAAUGAAAUAUGUAGUUGAAAAAGGUCUUUUAUAUAAACAAAGUCGAUUUUCGCCAAUUGCAAGGGUCGAGAUUCCAAAAAUUCCACCAAUGAAAACCAGUGUUUUUCACGGAAACAUCAAUCGACAAAUGAAAGCAAUCCCAGUUUCAAUGAACACAAUGAGUACGGUAGGUGAAAAUUUUUUAAGCUAAGAUCUUCUAACAAGAUAUAUUUGCAGAAUCCUAUCAAAAAAUCCUAUCCAAUUUCAAGAGAUAAAAAAUGCCAAAUCAAUCGAUUCGGAUUCGAAUGCUGUGAUCAACUUUUGGAAAAUUUGAUGUUGAAAAGUUACGAGAAAUUGAAGAGGAAAAAUGAGCAACCUGAUUUGAUGACAGUUUCGAUGAUUAUGAAACAGGACACGAAAAAUUUGUGAGUUUAGGAAUUUCAGUAAUUGAAAAAAAUCCAAUUUUCCAGCUUCAACAAAAAUUUCGAUGUAAUAGUUGGGCCUGCUGAUUUCGCCACAUCAAUCGCCUCCAACUUCCACUGCAAAGUAGAACUUGGCCAGAAUCUCAAUCUAAUCGCAUUCGCCUUUGUGCCCCCUUCAGAUGCCAAUAUUCGUCGAAGGAACAUACCGUAUCACGAAUUGGCGCGAGAUGAUUUUCAAGAAACUGCUGAUCUUGUUGUGUCUAGAAAUGGAAUUGUUAUUGCUCAUUGA